Molecule: messenger RNA, 1002 nt
Organism: Candida dubliniensis CD36
Lineage: Eukaryota; Fungi; Ascomycota; Pichiomycetes; Serinales; Debaryomycetaceae
Gene: HLJ1
Product: type I HSP40 co-chaperone
Exons: 1
Coding region: 1-1002 (333 amino acids)
Biological process (GO): cellular response to misfolded protein
Cellular component (GO): endoplasmic reticulum membrane
Molecular function (GO): Hsp70 protein binding
Source: RefSeq, a predicted model, not a curated record
AUGUCUUCAUCCUAUACAAAAGAGCAAGAAUCAAUAGUGUUAAAAGUAUUGUCGUACAAGCCUCAUCAGUUUUAUGAAAUAUUGUCGGUGGAGAAAUCCGCCAGUGAUGGCGAAAUAAAAAAAUCGUACAGGAAACUAGCAAUAAAGUGCCAUCCUGAUAAAAACCCUCAUCCAAGAUCAUCGGAAGCUUUCAAGAUAUUGAACAAAGCAUGGGAGGUGUUGAGUGAUCCACAAAAGAAGAAGAUAUUUGACCAAACUGGUUCAGACCCAACCUCGAGAAUCAAUAACUCCAGCGCGGCGUCUGGUGGGUUUACAAGUAGUUCAUUUUCUGGAAGAUCUGGGUUUGCAAAUAAUCCGUUCGAAGAUGAAUUGUUCAAUAUGUUUUUUGGUGGUGGUGGCGGCGGUCCACGGGGCAGUCCUUUUGCAUCAGGGCCAACAUUCACAUUUGGUGGAAAUGGAUUCACAUUCCAAUCAUUUGGAAAUGGGGGUGCUGAUCCAUUCAUGAGGCACAGAAGAACAACAAGAAGACCCAGGGCCCAAUCGCCCAAUGGAAUGGGACAAACUGGUCCUAAUGGAGAAGAACAACCACCAUCUUUGUUUGAAGCAUUAAAGGGUCUAUUACCUAUUUUGAUGCUUUUAAUUGUGCCAAUAUUGUCAACCAUAUUUUCGAGCGACACGUCGCCAGAGUAUUCUUUUGUUCCAUCUCAGGAAUACAAUAUACAAAGAAAUACACCUAAGUAUAAUAUACCAUUUUAUGUUACUGACAAAUUCCAAGAAAAACAUGGUUCGAAGUCCAAAAGACAAUUAAGAAAUUACGACUCCAAAGUAGAAAACUUGUUUAUAUCAGAUAAGCGUGCCAAGUGUUCAAAGGAGCAAAUACACAAAGACCAAUUGAUUGAAGAUGCAUAUGGCUGGUUUAGCGUUGAUAACGAGAAAUUGCAGCGGGCAGAAAAUUUCCCAACACCAAAUUGUGACAUAUUGAAAGGCUUAAAUUUACUUUAG